Pangasianodon hypophthalmus (striped catfish) is the source of this 3454-nucleotide messenger RNA. It is a transcript of the gene slc5a6b, whose product is annotated as solute carrier family 5 member 6. The transcript is spliced from 17 exons. The record is from RefSeq and is a predicted model, not a curated record. Bases 308 to 2164 code for a protein of 618 amino acids. Gene Ontology annotation, molecular function: sodium-dependent multivitamin transmembrane transporter activity. Lineage: Eukaryota; Metazoa; Chordata; Actinopteri; Siluriformes; Pangasiidae. Gene Ontology annotation, biological process: biotin transport; pantothenate transmembrane transport; sodium ion transport. Gene Ontology annotation, cellular component: membrane.
UAAAGAUAAGAUGGGGACCGGAAGUGUGGGUCUUCAGUGAUGGUGACACGCUCAGAUUAUACGAAUGUAGUUAGAGUUGCAUUCUGACAUCUGAACAGGCAGAAAAAACCACGUGUUUAGUUACCAGUGAUCGUAAUGGCGUAAACCAGCUCAUGAUGGCGUACAGAUUAAGGAUUAAGAUUAAGGAUUAAGGAUUUCCAUGAGAUUAAGAAUAUUUCAAGGUACAGGUGCACCUCUCUUCCUCAUGGAUGGCUGCAGCAACACUGUCCUUUUCUCAGCCCCUAACUAAAACCUUCACCUUAUCAGCAUGGACGGCGCUGGACACAAGUACUUCACUCCCAUUGACUUUGUGUUGUUUGCCCUGCUCCUGGUGGCCUCCAUGGCCAUAGGGCUGUAUUAUGCCCUCUCUGGAGGACGGCAAAAGACCACACAGGAGUUCUUGUUGGCUGACCGGAGCAUGAGGUGCCUGCCCCUUUCCCUCUCUCUCGUGGCCUCAUUCCAAUCCGCUGUUGCUAUAGUAGGGACUCCAGCGGAGAUCUACACCAAUGGCACGCAGUACUGGUUCAUUGGCUGCGCUUAUAUCCUGGGGCUCCUAAUCCCGGCCCACAUCUUCAUUCCAGUGUUCUACAGACUCCAUCUCACUAGUGCUUAUCAGUAUCUGGAGCUGCGUUUCUCUAAAGCAGUCCGAUUAUGUGGGACGGUGACCUUUAUUUUUCAGAUGGUUAUUUAUAUGGGUGUCUGUGUAUAUACUCCAGCUCUCGCACUGAAUGCAGUUACUGGUUUUCACUUGUGGGGAACAGUAUUAGCAACUGGACUAGUGUGCACAAUAUACACAGCACUGGGUGGACUGAAAGCGGUCAUCUGGACAGACGUGGUUCAGACGGUGGUGAUGUUUGCAGGUCAGCUGGCUGUCGUCAUAGUGGGUGUGCAGCAGGCUGGUGGUAUUUCUGAGGUUUGGAGGAAAGUCACAGAGGGAGGCUUGAUCUCUGGCAUUGACCUAAAUCCUGACCCGACUGUAAGACACACCUUCUGGACGUUGGCGUUUGGUGGUGUGUUUCUGAUGCUUUCUCUAUAUGGUGUGAACCAGGCACAAGUGCAGAGGUACCUUAGCUCUCGCACAGAGAAAGAGGCUAUAAUGUCAUGCUACAUGGUGUUUCCCUGUCUUCAGGUUGCUUUGGGUCUAAGCUGUCUGACGGGACUUGUUAUGUUUGCAUGUUACGGUGGUUACAGCCCGUUAGACAAACAGUAUAUCAGAUCUAAAGAUCAGAUGGUCCUAUACUUUGUCAUGGACAUGCUGCAGGACAUUCCUGGACUGCCUGGACUGUUUGUUGCAUGCUUAUUCAGUGCAUCCUUAAGCACAAUAUCCUCAGCUUUCAAUUCCCUGGCCACAGUAACAAUGGAGGAUUUCAUUAAGCCUCAUUAUCCCUCUAUAUCAGAGUCUAGAGCCACCCUACUGUCCAAGAUACUCGCCUUUUCAUAUGGCCUUUUAUGCCUUGCUAUGGCCUAUGCUGUCCAUCUGAUGAACAGUUCUGUUUUGCAGGCAGCUCUCAGUAUCUUUGGGAUGGUAGGAGGUCCCUUGCUGGGACUCUUCUCUCUUGGGAUAUUCUUCCCUUGGGCCAAUAGCACUGGUGCUGUAACUGGGCUGGUUGCUGGUCUCAUCAUGGCCUUCUGGGUUGGCAUUGGUGGAUUUGUGGCUCAAGCGUCAAGUGCUUCCAUUUGUUGUCCACACAAUGGCACUUAUCCGGUAUCAACAGAAAACAUGACCUUGACUACAAUGACUACCAUAUUAACUCCAGUCACUGAUAAACUGAGUAAACCUGUUGGGCUGCAUGGCUUCUAUUCCCUGUCAUACAUGUGGUACAGUGCUCUCAACUCCACUGUUGUGGUUGUUAUUGGACUUCUUGUCAGUCUCAUCACAGGUCCAAUGAAGAAAAGAGACUUAACAGCUGGCACGGUUUAUCCUCUGCUGGAUAACAUACGUUUUUUCCUGCUAAAGCCCAAGCUUUGCUGUGGAUCACCUCCAGAGCAGGGGCAAAUUGCUACACAUUGUGAACAAAUGAAUGGUGUUGCCAAGCCAGAGAACAAUACCGGAACAGAGGAAGAAAGAGAGACCUUUCUGCCACAAGGCCAAAGCUCUUAUUUAGAGAAGGAAACCUCAGUGUAACACACUAUCAGAAACACCAUGUCUGUUGUAAUUAGGAGUGCACUGGACUUUUGAUAAUGAAGUUACAAUUAAAUUACAGUGGAGUACGAGUGUUAUAUGAUAAUAUACUUUAUUUGUUUACAAAAUCUGUUGAUCAUUUGAGCUGAGCCUAGGAGGAAUCUCAUUUUUUCCUCUCCUUUUUUGGGCUACAAGUAGUUCAUCUAAAAAGCUGCUUACAAACAGGAACAGUUAUGUGAAUGUUAGUUGGUUGCACAAGCCAGAUGGGAAGAAAAUCAAUUAAAUAUAUUUUUUCUAAUUGACUUGUUCAGAAAAUUGGAGUUGAUUGUUGUUGAUUUGAUGCAUCCUUCGAAGCUGUUGUCAACAAAGCAAGGCAACAAGUCAUAAGCUCAGACAUAUUUGACAUACUGUAAAAACAAGGCUGCACAUUUAUUUUAAUGCAUAAGGUAUAUUAGUAAAUAUCUCAUGUGAUUACUAAAACAAGGUUGUUCAUGUCACUGCUAUUGUACGUCCCCAAUUUUUAAAAAAAAAAUGUUUUCCUCUAAGAAAACAGUGAUUUCCAAUAUGGAGUUAUGUCUAUGAAUACACUAUAUGUCCAAAAGAAUGGACACCUGAUCAUCAGACCCAUAUGUGGACCUUCCCCAAACUGUUCAAUACUGUUCACUACUCAAAAUGUUGUAUUGUAGUAUUAAGAUUAAGUUCCUUCAUUGGAACUAAAAGACCCAAAUCUGUUCCAGCAUGACAGUGCCCCUGCGAACAAAGCGAGGUCCAUAAAGACGUGGGUUGCCAAGGUUGGUGUGGAAGAAUGAGUGUCCUGCACAGAGCCCUGGCUCAACCCCACUGAACACCUUUGGGAUGAAUUGGAAUUCCGACUGCACCCCAGACCUCCUCACCCGAAAUCAGUGCCUGACCUCACUGAUGCUCUAGUGGCUGAAUGAGAAAAUCUCCACAGCCAUGCUCCAGAAUCUAGUGAAAAGCUUUCCCAGAAGAAUGGUGGAUAUUAUAACAGUAAACGGGGACUAAAUCUGGAAUGGGACGUUCAAAAAGCACAUAUGGGUUUGCUGUUCAGGUGUCCACAUAUCUUUAGCCGUAUAGUUUAGAAUUUGUUAGAAUGAGUAUAUGAGAUACAUUGCCAUUGCCACCCACAGCCUAACUGAAAGAGGACUGUUAUAAAUAUGUUUGUUUUUCAUGGGUAUAUUCAAAAUGGAUAUGUUUAUAAGUGUCCUUAAAUUAAUCAAAAUUGUUCAAGAACUCAAAUUAGCAAAUUGAGCAGAAAUAAAUGAGCUAAAUCUA